Ziziphus jujuba (common jujube) is the source of this 10886-nucleotide messenger RNA. Its product is annotated as F-box/LRR-repeat MAX2 homolog A. Bases 283 to 2469 code for a protein of 728 amino acids. The transcript has a single exon. Gene Ontology annotation, cellular component: SCF ubiquitin ligase complex. The record is from RefSeq and is a predicted model, not a curated record. Gene Ontology annotation, biological process: SCF-dependent proteasomal ubiquitin-dependent protein catabolic process. Lineage: Eukaryota; Viridiplantae; Streptophyta; Magnoliopsida; Rosales; Rhamnaceae.
GUUUACCAUCGCCUCAUUAUUGACAAAACGCUGCACCUUGCUUGCCUUUUAAAACCUUGCUCAAAAUUACACUUAGCCUACAAAUAAAAGUACCAUUCUAUUCAGGCCAAGGGCUGUAUUCAUUUCCUCACCACAUAAAAGACUAUAUUCAUCCACCGUCUCCCUCUCUCUCUCUUUCUCAUCCAUCAACUCGCGAAUUUUUGAAUCUUUAUCCUGUUUCCCUACUUCGUUCCACAACAGUAAAUCAUAUAAUUUUCUUUCGCUAUAUAUACAUAUUCAAUAAUGGUUUUAGUUUGUCCAUCAGUAUAUCUCAUUCUCGUUUUGGAAAAAAAGUUCAUGCAUGCCACAAUGUCUAGAUCAAGUCCAAGAAAUAAUUUCCAUAUCCAUGACCUACCAGAUGUGAUUCUCUCCAACAUUUUCAAAUUGGUUGCUGACACCCGUACUAGAAAUGCAAUGUCCCUUGUUUGUCUUAAAUGGGUAGCGUUAGAGCGUGCAACACGCACAUCUAUCACACUCCGUGGCAAUAUCCGCCAUCUCUUCCUCCUCCCUACUUGUUUUCGAGCCGUCACCAAUCUUGAUCUCUCUUUUAUUUCCCCUUGGGGACAUCCACUACUUGAGUCCUCCCCAAAUGCAGUACUUCUUGCUCAGCUAUUCGGCCGAGCUUUCCCUUCAAUUGUUUCUCUUACAAUUUAUGUCCGAACUCCAACAACUCUCCAUCUUCUUGCUCCUCAAUGGCCUAAUCUACGCCAUAUAAAGCUUGUCCGCUGGCAUCAGCGCUCAUCCUCUCCUCUUGGCUCUGAUUUUUUCCCGCUGCUUCAGCAUUGCUCUUUGCUGUCUUCCCUUGACCUCUCUCAAUUCUAUUGCUGGACAGAAGAUCUUCCACCAGCUCUAGAAGCUCACCCACAAGUUGCAGCUUCACUCUGCCACUUGAACAUUCUAACCCAUUCUUCUGUUGAAGGGUUCAAGUCCCAUGAGCUUCUUGCAAUAACCGCUGCCUGUCCCAAUCUUCGCCGGUUACUUGCAACAUGUCUAUUUGAUCACAGGUUCAAUGGCUUUGUAGGGCAUGAGACUUUGCUUGCUCUUGCUUCAAAUUGUCCUGGCCUUUCCCUUCUUCAUCUUGCUGAUUCUGCUUCAACAUAUAGAGAUAGGACCGACUCAGAUGAUGAAGGAUACACUCCAGAAGAUGCUAGAAUUAGCCAUGCCACACUCGGUGCCCUCUUUGCUGCAUUGCCAUUGCUCGAAGAAUUGGUUCUUGAUGUUUGUCAUAAUGUUAGAAGCACAGGGCUGUCGCUGGAGCUGCUCGCUUCCAAAUGCCCACGGCUUAAAUCUUUAAAGCUGAGACACUUCCAUGGGAUAUACAACGAAAUAAAUUCUCAGCCAGGAGGCAUUGCACUCUGCAGAGGUUUGGAGUCUUUAUCCGUCUAUAACUCUGCUGAUUUAACUGAUUCUGGCUUGAUAGCUAUUUCCCUUGGCUGCCCAAGACUUGCCAAGUUUGAGGUCUACGGAUGCCAGGAGAUCACAGAAAUGGGGAUGAGAAUAUUGGCUUCUAAUCUUCAGAAAACUUUGAUCGAUGUGAGGAUCUCUAGCUGCAAGAAUUUUGAUGCUCUGUGCUCAUUAAAGGCUCUGCAACCAAUCGAGGACCUGAUACAGAGACUGCACAUAGAUGGUGCAAGGGAAGGCCUCCAGCAGUCAGAUGAGGAGAGUGGCUGUUCCAAUCAACCCGUGGGAUUCAAGAAGUUCCGAACUGAAGAGCAAAAUUUCAUGGGGGAAGAAAGUUUCUUAAAGAAGAGACUCAAAUGCCAUUCAGUCGGAGACUCUUGUUACUCUCAAAGUAGUGGUGGUGAUGGAGAUCCCAUUUCUUCAAAGGCUUGGGGAAAGCUGAAAUAUCUUUCUCUCAGGUUCGCCGUUGGUGAAUUGAUGACACCAUUAGCUUUAGUGGGGUUGGAGGACUGCCCGGUGCUAGAGGAGAUUCAAAUAAAAAUCGAAGGUGACUGCAGGAAUCAACCAAGACCUCACAUGGCCGCAUUUGGACUGAGCUCUCUCAUGUGUUUUCCUCGGCUCUCAAAGAUGCAACUGGACUGUGGAGGAGCAACUGGUUAUGCUCUUACGGCUCCCUCUGGGCAUGCUGAUUUGAGCGUGUGGGAGAGGUUUGUUCUCAAUGGAAUUGGCAGCUUGAAGCUUGUUGAAUUAGAUUAUAGGCCUCCACAGGAUACAGAUGUUAAUCAUAGAAGUCUCUCUCUCCCUGCAGCAGGAUUACUUGCAGAGUGCAAGAUUCUAAGAAAACUUUUCAUUCAUGGCACUGCAAAUGAACAUUUAAUGAUGUUUUUGCUAAAGAUACUCACUCUCAGAGAUGUACAGUUAAGGGAGGAUUACUAUCCUGCACCAGAGAAUGAUUCAAGCACUGACAUGAGGGUAGACUCGUGCAAUAGAUUUGAGGAUGCUCUUAACAGCCGUUGGAUCCCUGACUAAAAAUCAGAAGCCCAAUAUUCUCAUUCUCUUUCCAGUAGUGGAGCUUAUGAAUUUGAAGCUAAAAAAGAUUCAGAUUAUUAUAAUUAACCUGCUUUCAUGCGUAAAAUAACCUGGUCUCAUCAUUUCAUGCUUAAAGCCAAGUCUUAGAGAAUAACAGAUACAAAUUAAAAAAAUAUGUCAGUUUAUUGCUAGACUGAAGACUAAUUUUACCAUUCUUUCUUCUUCUUUUUUAUUUAUUUAUUUAUUUAUUUUAUUUUUUGUUUUUGUUUUUGUGUUUUUUUUUUUUUUUUUGGGGAACAUGACGGCAAAAGCCCCAAACAAAUUUUACCAUUCAAAUUAGCCAAAAAGUAUGCAAUUCUAGGAUACCCAAAAGAUUUAAAAUUACAAUUUUCAAGUAAGCAAAACUGAAAGCAUGUCUAGCAGACAAGACUUCAAGUGCUACCACUUUUUCUACGCAUGUAUGAGUGGAUUGUAUUCACUCAAACAUAUUCUGAAGAACUUGCACUUAUGUACGAGUGAAUUGUAUCCGUCCAAAUAUAUUCUGGAGAUUUUAAAGUCUUAAAAGUGCUGAUAAAAGUAUAUUGUAACAAUUAUAAUUCUUUCACUUGAGACGAAAGAUGAAAUUGUAACAAUUCUACUCAUACUUUAUUAAAAGUAUAUUGUCUCCUUACAUUAACAUCUUCAAAUUAUUAUUCUAAAUCCUGAUUCUCUAAGACAGAUAUAAACAUAUACCACAUGAUCACAUCAAAACUAUUGUUUGAUUAACAGGUGGUUGGUUUUUGUCAAUUAUACGGAGAAGACAAACUUGAUUCGGAAACUAACUUGAUUAGCAUGUGUUGGUAAGUCAGAAACUUUCUAACAAUCUGUUUUGCGGGUGUGCCAAUAAGAAAGAAAAAUGUUCGCUAAAGCACGGCACUUUAAACAUGCAACAGUUAAAAAAAAAGAAAAAUAUUCACCAAAGCAUGCCACUUCAAACCUUAAAAAAAAAAUAUUCCCCAAGCCGAACAGAAAAAUAUUUGCGAAAAAUAUUCGCCAAGCCAAGCCUAAAAGAAAAAUAUUCACCGUUAUGAAAAAAUAUAGCCUAAUUGAAUCAAACUACUCAAAACAAAAUAAUCUACAAAGUCAGUCCAAUUGCCUUAAUGAUUAAAACACUUUUAGAAAUAAAAUUUCAACUAAGAACAGUAUUUCAACUAAGAAAACAAAAUAACUUAUAAGGUCUGAUUGCCUUAAUGUUUAAAAAAAUUUUAAAAAACUUUUAAAAAUAAAAUUUCAACUAAAAACAACGUUUCAACUAAGAAUAAUUAAGAAACUAAAUUCUAAUGAGAAUAAGCUAAUUAGUCUAUAUUUUUGAAGUUGUAUCUAGAGAUGUGUCUUCAAUUAGCAAAUAAAACUUCAAUAUAUAGGCAGAUUCUUCAUAUGCUUGUUGUAUUUUUGAUGUGAGACUUUUCACUUUGCAUUUUUUUAACAAAUUCCAUUUAUAGUUGUGACUAUUCAAAGUUUUUCAUUUUUAAACUAUGUAGGACAAUCCAUUUUCUUCAACAUCUAACCAUUUUUUUAUCCAAUAAGUAAAAUAAUAUUUGAAUAAUCAAAUGGUAAAUUAAUAAAAAUCCAAAUUAAAUAAUGGUUGAAACAGCAUGUUUUAGAAAUGCUUAUCUCUUCCGACCUUGAAAGCUGAGUCUUUUGUUGGUUGUCAACCACAAUAAUAAAAACCCUUAUUAGUAGUUUCCCAGUGCUGAAUAGAGGCUUUGUCGAUCCAAAACUGCUCUAAUAAGCGUUUUUGGAUUCUUAGUUCUGACUUCUAGUAGACUAUUGUAGCUCAUGAAGGGGGCUUGCUCCCACUGUUCCAAGCCUAGAUGUUUUUGCAGCAAUCAAAAGGAAACAGCCCAAGCCUGUUAUUUCCAGUGGGGAACUCAAGAGGGAUGGCAGUCUAGAAAGUGAAAUGUUGAAAAAUGGGAAACUCAUUAUAAAUCUGAAAAAUGACCAAUGAUAAGGUUGAUUAACCUGAAUUCGUCAUCAAUUUUUUGGUAAUUUGAUGAGAGUUGACUUUGACUUGUGAUAUGAUUGUGCUUCUAACACAUUACCCAAACUUAUCACAUACUCCAAACACUGGUUCAGCUGAUUAACUUCCUUGACUCAUGCUGAUCACUGUCUUCUGCUGAGAUUACAGUGACCAGAUUACCCAUUUAAUUUGUUCUACUAAAUUGGUUACAAACCAAACUGAAAUCUCAGCUAAAUAAAAUGCAAGAAAAUACACAUCUCCUCUAGAAGAACCAAUGUCCUAUAUGCCUAGAGAGUAACUGCUCGCGUUGGGUGAUUUUCCAGCCGGACAAGGGAGGUUCCUUAUACUUUGAGGGUGGAAGGUUGUACAAAAGACCUAAGGGGAGAAAGUAAGAAAGUAAAGAGGUAUAUAGGCCGAGGAAGAGCAUCCUUUUUCACUUCCCAUUACCUGUACAAUCGUUUUGUCCGGGGGCCUUCAUGCUCAAUUUUCUUGGAUGAAGGGACCGAGGCUAAUUUGUUUGCCUGUAUAAUUCAUGUCUCAGGCAAACUGCACAGGGAUGUUCCAUAACCACAUAUUAUGUGUUCCCAAACCUUAUAUAUGAUAAAGACUCUUUUUUUUGAGGUGGUUAGCUAGCAUGCUUUCACGCACCUAUAUUGAGUCAUAAACCAUGCGAUAGCAUAAGUUUGAAUCAAGCAAUUGAUGUUGGAAAAAGUAAAUAUAGUUUCAGUAUCCACCAAUAAAAAUGCUGGCUCUGGUAGAAUCUUAAGUGCUACACAUACCCCACCCCCUCUAGUCUAACAGCCACAAUUUCAACAAAUGAAGAGACUAUCAAUAAAACAUAUAGCGUUACAACUAAUGCAAACCACAUUUUUUAUGAGUUCAUAUUCGUAGCUAGAUAGCAAACUUUCCCUAUAUUUGUGAAUCCUUUAGGACAAUACAAAUCUUCAAAGAAAGUCUGCUGAAUGUCAAACUGAAUCAGCACCAGCCACAUAAGUAAUUGUUCAUGCUCUGUAAACGGUCUUUAGUGUGUAAUUUCAGCUUAAGCAUCAAACUAUAUGUGUAAUUGUUCAUACUCUGUAAUGGUCCUAAGUGUGUUAUUCAGCUUAAGCAUCAAACCAUUCCUCACUAGGCUAGAAGAAUUACGAAACAACUUCUGAGGCCCAAAAAGUAUCACCAAUCUCUUCUAUGGAACAUCCUAAUUUGUCCAGACCACCUCUGACUUCAUGCAAACUUGGUCAUUUUACUAAUUACACUGAAAGUUAAUUCAAACAUGGUAUUGUAUUCCCUUCCUUACAUGCAGGACUCCUAUUCACUAUCUUCAAAUCUUAAUUUAUGACAAAAAUCACAGUUACAGAGUAGCUCUGGUUCUGAAAAGAAAAAUCAAAUUCUUUAAUCAACCAGCAGUAAGGUGCAGAUUUUGUGGGUUUCUCUGCUGAGGUUUCUGAAGCACCUCUGAAUGAGUGAAUUUAAAAAUAAAUAUAACUCAAAACAAACCAAGAAAAUAAUAUCAAAUAUGAAUGAGUGAAUUUAAAAAUAAAUAUAACUCAAAACAAACCAAUAAAAUAAUAUCAUAUCAUUAGAUAGACUAUUUGAUAUAUUUAGUAUUAUUAAAAUAAUGGUUGAAAUAUAGAUAUAAAAAAAAAAAAAAAACUGUCACUAUCUAUAUAUAAUUUCAAAAAUACCAUAGGGAUCAAAUUUCAAGAUUUACAAAAAAAACUCACAACAUAAAGUAUAUAUAUAGGUGAGGGCAAAUAAAUAUAAUUUAGAUAUAAAUAACUGAUCCAAAAAAUAAGUAUAAUUCCAGAUAAACUAAUAAAAUAAAUUAUUUCCUAUAGUAUGUUAUUGAAUCAAACAACAGAAGAACAAAUAUCCGCUAUUGAAAAUCUUUGAUUUAUUAUUCAUACCACUUCUUAAUUAUAGAAUAACAGAAAUCAAGGAGUACCCGUCUAAUAUCAAACAUUUAUAAGAAGUUGAAAUUUAAUUAAUUAAUUAAGGACAAUUUGUUAUUGUUAACUUAUCAAAGCUCAGAAUUACGGCCAAUCAUUGAUAUACCUCAAUCCUAUCACAUAUUAUUGUUUAUUUCCAAGCAUUAGUUCCAAUAUAGCAAAAAACUAAAUGCAAUAAAUUCUUCAACCCAAAAACGCCAAUUGGGAGUCUCUAUAUUGUGAUCUUGUAUGAAAUGUUUAAGAGAAUAAACAAAAACACUAUAAGAAGGGGAACAUUUUAGUUUAAACGUGGAAGAGAAAAGCGGAAGGGAAAGCAUUGCGCCAAUAGAAAAAAGCCAUGUCCAUUAUCCAAAACGAAACCGCGAAAAAGGAGUGGUAUGAAAGUGGAUAGCCAACAAGUAUCAAAGAGAAUGAUUUGAGAAGAAGAAGAAGCAAAAGAGAAUGUCAGUAACAGCAGCACAGAUAGAUAGAGAAAGAGAGAGAGAGAGGAGCACCAAACCAAAUUGCCUUUGCUUUCAACUUUCCCAUUUAUAGUCGCUACUCUCUGCCCCAGUAGGAAAACAGGACCUUGGAAACGGGAUUUGGGAUUUGGGAACUGACUUUUUUUGUUUUUCUGAAAACAGAAGUUGUGUUUUGGGAACUGACUUUUUUGUUUUUCUUGUUGAGUGUAAUUACAAGUGUAAUCAUUCCAUAAUGUACUAUUUGUAUUGGUUAGUCGGCCAUCAAAUUUUUUUACUAAUUUUUUCUUUUUGUAAAAUAUAGUCUAAAAUAUUAUAGAAAGUGAAAAUAUAAUCAUGCUAUAUUAUUGGUAUUCAAGUUUUGAUAAAUAAGUCCCUCCUCUUUUAUCUCAAAAAAGAAAAAAAAAAUUCUCAUCUUGUUCAAUUUAAAAUAUUUGGUAAUAUCUGAUAAAGAAAAAUAAACAAAUUUAGUAAUUUUUAGUAUUAUUUUUCUUUUUUAUCAUUUGAACUGUUUUUCAUUUUAUAAUAUUGGAGAUAAUUUCAAAAAUGUAAAAUAUAACAUAUUUAACGUUUUAAAAACAAUAUUAUUGUAAAUACCAAAGUGUUUACCAAAUAUUUGGCAAAUUGACAUUUCAUUAUUUCAUUCAUUUGUGUUGAGUUUUAUGUAUCUUUUUUUGAUGGUUUAUUUAUUCCUAUUUAAUUUGUAUUAAUUUUUCAACAAAUAAAAUAUUGUAUUUGUAAAUUUAAUUUAAUGAUAAGAUUAAUAUUGAAAAUACACUUUUAAAUUUAGAGUUCAAAACUCCAUUUAAACUAAUCCAAAUUGCAAUAAAAGAAAACCAAUAAAGCUUUUAGUUUCAUUUUGCUACAUCAAUUGAAUUAUAAUCUAUUAUCAUAUUUUUUACAACAAAAUAAAUUACAUUUUUUUAUUUUUAUUUUCAGCCCACUUUUAAGUAUUUCGAAAAGUGAGGAAAUUAAUUAACAAUAAAAAAAAGGAAAAAAUAUUUAUUUCUCCAAUAACUUUGUUUCUCUCUUUUUUUCAUUUUGACAGGAAAUAUAAAAUUCUACAAAGACAGAAAAUUUACCCAAAAAAAAAGGUGACAAAGAAAAAGUACAAAAAUAUCAUUUUGAGGGAAAACUCAAACUCCAGUUUUUACAUACGUUACUGCUAAGAAUCAUCUGUUCCAAAAGCUUUCACUAGACAUUUAAUUACCUUUUUAAUUAAUCAGACACAUUAUCUCCGCUUAAUUAAACAAAAGGAUUCUUGUAAAAGAAAAAAAAAUGAAAAUUAAACAAAAGGAUUUACCGAGACUAACACGUGGUGUCUAGAGGAAGCUUCUGGCUCAUUGCUGGCAUGGAGAAAAUUAGUCCACGUAGAGGGGAAGCUUAACAUUUUUUGUUUUUUUCAUGAUUAAGAGGAAGCUUAACAUGAUAAACAAUCACACCACGCCACAGCACCAGCAAGUUCUGCCUUUAAUUUUGUCCUUUUAAGAAGAUGGUUUGGAAUGAUCACUAAUCAUAGUUCCAGUUCCAGAUUUUGAAUUCAAAAGGCUAAAUUUUUUCCUCUCCUUUUUAUAUUAAUUUAUUUUAUAUUUAACGUUUCCAAAUGCCCAAAUGCCUGCAAAAAGUAUUUAUAAAAAUAUUUCUAUAUGCUUCUCUCGGCUUUCAUUCAGACACAAACAUAUAUUUCAUACAUACCCUUUUUAUAAAGUUAUAAUUAAAGCGUAAAAUUAAAAAUGAAUAAAUAAAUAAAUUGAAAUUUUAUCCAAAGCCGCCUUCAAUAGUAGGAAGACAAAUAUAUACCUUGCACUAAAUAUAUAUACAAAUAGGAUUUUACUAUUAAAAAAAAAAAGCAUUUAGAUGUAAGCGUCUAAACUAUUUAGCUCAGUAUUUUUUAUCGAAUAUAGAUAUAAAUUUCUUACAUAUUUAUUUUUUAAAAAUAUAUACAUAUAAAUGGUUAAACGUAUGUACGAUGGAGUAAGAUAGACUCUUAGGACAACGUUACCGUGUACAUAAUUGCAAUCCACCAUUAAUUAAUUCUCUCAAAACCCAGCAGACCCACAAAGCCGGAACAAAACCCACAUCCCCCUUCUACAUUCCACUUAGUAGCAAAUCAGCAACUAGCAUUCUAAUAUAAAUCAAUUAGCAAAUCAGCAACUAGCGACAACAUAAAUCAAUUGAUCAAAUAAUUGUUCUUCAAUUAGCUUCUUAAUCAGGGUCUUCAUGAUAUAAAUCAUAUAAUAUUAAUUGAAAACGUAGGCAUGCAUCAUCCCCACUCCACACCAAUCUCUUAAAAAUCCCAUGUAUGUGGAAAUAAGACUAACUGUGACCACAUACGCAUAGUAGUGGCUUUUCUAAGUCUUUAGUCUAGUUCUUCCGAAUGAUAUAUAUUUGUUCAUAUUCUUCCAUUGCUAGCUAUGGUUCUCUAAAAAAGUAAUAAAGAACAGAAUAUCGAUGCAUGCCACCAAGUAAUUGGUAGGUUCAUAAAAUCAAGUGGGCAAGUUGAGGGGAGAAAUAGGAAAUAGUAUUUCUACGAAGUUUCCAGACCUCUUGUGUAGUUAUACUAGUAAAUGCCUGAUAUCAUGUACACUACGCAUCUAUCUGUCAAGUCACCAUCAAUCACAGUUGCUAACUUCUAGUUUUUGUUUUGGGGUUGAUAGGCAUGAGUGGUGUAUGCAUCGUAACUCUGACAUUGUCUUGAGUACGGUGUUGGUCUAAUCUUCUCUCAGAUGGACUUUCCUUUGAUAAAGAAAAUGAAAAUGGGGACUAAAGUACUGUUUCAUCUGUAAUUAAUAUUUUGAGUUCGAAUCUCUCCAAUCCAACUUAAGAUGUUCAAAGAGAAAAAGCUAUAGUACUGAAGGCAUUGUGAUUGAUUCCUAUAUGAUGAUCGACUGGCUAGUACGUUGUCUUGUUCUUCGUUAGUCCACAAGAAAAAGAGUUGGAAUUUAUUCCUGAACUACUAUGUUUUUACUUUUGGUUCCACUUAUAUUUUCUUACUUUUUUAUAUGAUCAGAGAUAGCGACUAUGCUUUUUUUAAGAGGAUUAAAAUGACCUUUUUAAAGAGUGUCUUGCCUAAGAAUAUUUUAAAAGUGAUUUUCUUUGUUAUGAUCAAAAAGCAGUUGAAAUGCUUUCUAUGAAUAGUAGUAUUUUAGUACGAGAAAGGCUUUCUCCAAGUUCAUUUCCAGUGGAUAUUGAAACUCUGGCCCAUAACAGUAAUCAACAACAACUUCACCAUUUGGUUACCUUUGAGGUGUUUGUGGUAGUGUUGUGCUAUUUCCUCAAGUAUACGGAUCGCACACGUAAUAGAGUGAUAAGUGAAUAUUAUUUUUUCGAAAAUUGAUGUUCGAAAUUUUGCUAAGUACCAAAAUUAUUGAUUAGUUCUUUUUAUUUAGGUAACCAAUUUGAUUAAAAACUAGUGUAAAUGUAAAUUAAAACUAAUAUUAAAAUUAAAUUAAAAUAUUGGGAUAAAAAAUCAAGAGAAACAACACAUACAAAUAAUGAAAAUGACAAAUAUUAUGAUCUAAAAUUCUAGAAUGUUGAUUUCCCUCUUAUUCUUCCUAUAAUUGAACUUACUUUGGUUGAUUUUUAUUGGAUUUCUAUUUUUAAUUCUAAUCAAAGGGUUUCUAAUUACAUCUAAUUUCCUAUCCCUAAGAAAAUUAAAAUCUAUAGAUAAUUAGUAGAAAUUCAAGAAUCCCUUCCUUAAUUAACCUAAACUUUCCAACUCUAAUUAAAACAUGGGUUGUGUAAUCCUAGUGACAAAUCCAUUAAAUAACCAUUUCCCAAGAUGAAAUUUAUAGAUCUAUCAAAUACUCAAUUGAUUUCCAAUUUAAUUAAGCAUAUUCAAACAUUAAAUCCAAGGAAUACACAAGAAAAGAAUAUAAUUGCACAAUAAUAAUCAACCACCAUUCAAUUACAAUCCAAAUAAAAGUUCCAUCAACACCCUAGAUAGUAAAUCUAGCAAUCCAUGUACAAAAUAUCAACCAAAUCCAAAACAAAAUAUAUAUUCAUCAUUAAACC